Molecule: messenger RNA, 2030 nt
Organism: Cephus cinctus (wheat stem sawfly)
Lineage: Eukaryota; Metazoa; Arthropoda; Insecta; Hymenoptera; Cephidae
Product: facilitated trehalose transporter Tret1-like
Exons: 2
Coding region: 411-1778 (455 amino acids)
Biological process (GO): transmembrane transport
Cellular component (GO): membrane
Molecular function (GO): transmembrane transporter activity
Source: RefSeq, a predicted model, not a curated record
AUACGCUAUAACAGUCGAAAAACGGAUUUGGAACUUCGCUUGUGACAAACGAAAGAUUACGAUCAAGAUUGCUAUGUUAAUAUUAAAAAAUUUCAAUAUGACAAGGGUAAUUGACUAUUUUAUGGUGAUUUUUAUCAUGAAUUUUUCAGGAAAUAAGAAACAGAUACGAUAAGGUAUUAGCUAAGAUAGCAUUAGAUUUGAAAACAAGUACCAAUCGAAAAAAGAAAACAAAUACAAUGUUAUAAAAUCGAUAAUCAUAAUAAGUCUCCUUAUCUGGGAGAAAGAAUCAAUGUAUAUCUUAUCAGAGUUAAUGGCUUAUUAAAUACCAGGGUUCGGAAGGUUAGAUUCAUUGCCUUGUGGGGUCUGUUAAUGAGAGUUUCGAAUUAAAUUUCACGAAAGAAUCACCGAGCAUGAUUCUAAAUACGAAAGGCAAGCUAUUAAGCAAUACAUGGCCACAAUGGAUAGCUGCAAUCGAAGUAUUCAUGUUGGCGGCAUCAACGGGCUUCAUGUUUGGCUGGGGCUCACCGUACUUGGUUCUUCUGACAAGUGACGAAUCUCCUCUGCCAAUAACCAACGUCGAAGCGUCCUGGAUAGCAGCAGUGUUAAAUUUAGCCAGAGCAUUCGGGGCAAUAAUUGGCAGCGUAUUCAUGGCACUCUACGGAAGUAAAACAACUUUAUUCAUUGCCGCAGUUCCGCCAAUAUUUGGAUGGAUCUGUGUCAUAGUGGCUAAUUCAGUGUGGUGGCUCUAUGCGGCUCGAUCAUUGUUGGGUUUAUCUAUUGGAAUGAUCUUUGCCAGUUUUCCCAUGUACCUCGGAGAGAUAUCAGAUCCUUCCAUAAGAGGAGCCUUGGUCGGAUUCAUAAUGAAUGGAUUUACGACCGGAACUGUCAUUGGAAAUAUAAUGGGCUCGUACGUAACUAUGGCAGUAUUUGCCUAUAUCAGUCUAGUCCCAAGCGUUUUGUAUCUCAUUUCUUUCAUCUUAAUACCACAGUCGCCUCAUUAUCUUGUACGAAUAUCGAAACUUGAACAAGCUAAAAAAUCCAUCGAGUGGUACCAUCCAAAUGGGAAUUCGGAGAUCGAGCUGGAGGCUAUAGUGAACUUCAUUAAGAAAUCGGACAAGCAAAGCUUUACACAGAGAUUGAAGGAGAUGAAUCAGCGAAAGAAUCGAAAAUCUUUUUUUAUGAUAAUUAUUUUAUUCUUCUACAUGCAACUCUGCGGACUGAACAGCAUUCUCUGCUACAUGGAGAUUAUUCUCAUCGAUGGCAAACUCACUGUUAUCGAGCCGUCUACUCUGGUUAUUAUUGUUAAUACUACACCAGUUUUUCUUGGAUUACUAACGAUUUACACUCUUGAUAAAUUCGGUAAAAAAAUUGCACUUUGCGUAUCCAGCAGUGGUGCAACACUCUCUAUGGGACUUCUGGGAGUGCACUUCAUGCUUUUGAAAUUAGGCUACAAUUCUGACAAUCUUCAGUGGCUUCUAAUACUAUCUAUGUUUUUGUUCCAUUCGAUACAUCUAGGAGUCGUGCAAGUGCCAAGCGCGAUACUCGGCGAAGUCUUUCCAGCGAAUCUCAAACCUGUGGCUGGUUUGAUAGCCAGCAUUUCUUCGGCACUCUUUGCAUUUGUCGCUACUAAAAUGUAUCUACCCAUUGUAGAUCUAAUAGGCCACGAAUAUUUAUUCUGGAUUUUUAGCGGUAUUAUGUUGACAUGUGUGGCGUACAGCAUUUUCAAGCUUCCUGAAACCAAAGGAAAAACACUGCAGGAAAUUCAGGAUAUGUUGUAGUUAAACGAACAAGAUCUUCCAGUACGUAGAUGGUGGAGAAACAAUGUAUUGCUAUUUCAGCAAACAGAUAAACAUUUCCCUUCAUUGUGUACUUUGGUAGCACUAUGUACCAACGGCAUUGCAAAAGGAAAAAUUAUAUAUAGAACUAUAUGGAAAAUUAUAUAUAGAGUGCUACACCCAAACCGGUGACGUCAAUGCCCAACACGUGGCGUUGAAAAAUUUUGUAACGAGACAAAUAAUGUUGACAAUAAA